This is a messenger RNA of Racocetra fulgida, 3207 nucleotides long. The record is from the annotation of a GenBank genome assembly. Lineage: Eukaryota; Fungi; Glomeromycota; Glomeromycetes; Diversisporales; Gigasporaceae.
AUUGGCUACAGAGAAGCCUACGCUAAUUGGACAUUUGUAUCAAGGUAGAGAAAGCAUGGAUAUGUCAGGAGUGGCUGGUGUGGUAAUGGGAGGAGUUGGACAAGUUGAUUCUCCCGGGCUUACUGACCCACCACAAAUACCGGAAACAUAUCUUUAUUAUCUUGCUUUUGUAUGCCUUAAUUCUAUUGCUGAUGGACUACAUAAUUUUGUCUCGUCAAUUUUUGCCGACGCUAUACAAAAACAGCAGCAUGAAUCGCAGCAAAUUUCCACUACACAGCAGCAAUCGAUAUUUGGAAAUACCACACUACAACAGCUCAAAUCACAUCCAGAAUAUGAAGAAGUUUUGCUCGUUGCAGACAUGGCAAAUACUGCAUGGCCUGGAUUACUUGCGGCACAAUCAUUUUUCCUUACAGCGAAUAUUGACGAAGAGCUGUUUCAAGGUGCCGUUCCUCCUAGUGUAAUCGCUGCAUAUGUGGCAGAAAGCAAAGCAGCUCAUAAUAGUGGGAGUGCAACUGGUUCCAGUUAUGAUGGUACGGUAAUGGUCACAUUAUCUGAUAGAAAUUUAUCUUGUCUCAAAAUAUUAUUGAAUAUUGCACAGUAUCUUGGUGGUGUCUUGGAUGAUUCUUGGUAUUUGGUGCUGGAAACGUUACAAUUAGCAGACUUUAUAAUAUUUCCUAAGCAUGCCAGAGGCGGAUCUAGAGGUAACCGUAAAGUUAAUACGCAACAUUCCGCGUCUGUUUCAACAUCAUCUUUGUCUUCUCCACAAACUGCCGGCAGUAGUUCAUCAUCACUCGCUCAAUCUGCGUCAACUGCUCCAGUAAAAAGACCUUAUUCAGCGAUUAUGAAUUUUUCCAUUCAAACUCCUGUACAGUCUUCUCAAACUGGGUCAUCUGCGGCUAAUUCAGUCCCUCAACAAACGGCUAUGGAAAAUGAUUUAAAUAUCUUGCUGAUACAAAUAAAAAAAUUAUUUGACAACUGCAAACUUCUUGAUGAUUCUGCUAUACAAUUUUUCACUAGAGCAUUAUGCAAGUUAAAUGCUUACACCUAUGGCAUUCCUUUAGCUAGUGAACUUUCCGAAAAUGGUCAUGGAGCAACGUUGGUUGAAGGUAAAACGCCAAAAUCUUCCCCAUUAAAACCUACACUUAUUUGGGAUCUAAUUGUUUCUAAUUUAAUAACAACUGCAAAUUAUAUCUCGACUCCGCAGCAAGUUCGUAUGCAAGCUUGUGAAGCCUUGUCAGAUAUUAUUAUUACAUCUAUGAGUUACACAAGUUCAGCGCAGAUAGGAAAUGAUGAACGUAUUCAAAUGCAAUUGCUUACUUCAUUGAGUCAUUUAGUGAAUGAUCCAGAAAGAGCAUCUAGGAGUUAUAGUAAAGGAUUUUAUGUAGAAGUUCAAAAAAUGGGAUUGGAAACCCUAAACAAAUUAUUACAAACAUCUGGACAUUCGUUUGCGUUCGGGUGGGGUAUGAUUUUUGAUAUGAUAAAAAGUGUAUGCGCAAUAAAUGUUUCCGGUGAAAUAGGAGAUGAUGAAGGUGAUACUGUAAGUGUGGAAAGUGUUGGUAUAAUUGAUGGAUCAUUUGGUGUAUCCAACUCUAAAUCUUCUGGAUUGGUUCGUGUAGCAUUUCCCUCUUUACAAUUAAUAUGCACGGAUUUCUUAUCAUUAUUAUCUCCUGAAUGGUUAAAACAAUGCAUUAAUACGCUGGGAGCAUAUGGCCUGCAAAUGGACGAUUUGAAUAUUAGUUUAUCAGCCAUUGGGCUUUUGUGGAAUGUCUCUGAUUUUAUACAAACUAAACGUGCGGAUCUUGAAAAUGCUUCUAAGAAGCACAACGAAGAUGACGAAGAUGUCAAUGCCAUAACAAAAAAUGCUGUUAUUGAGCAAGAGAUCGAACGAAUCAUCAAAGGUGAUUUGACAUCUCAUACUAUGAAUGCACUUUGGAUGUUAUUAUUGAUACAACUUUCGAGAAUCUGUUCUGAUUCUCGCCCAGAAGUCCGUAAUGGAGCCAAUCAAACUUUAUUCCGCACCAUUGACAUGAAUGCACAAAAGGAAUUGAAUAGUUUUAUGGUUCAUCACUCGAGGAAUACCGUUGACAAGCAAUGGGAUGAAACUAAGGUAUUGGUUCUGACUGGAAUGUCCGGAAUAUUUAAAAACUUUGUACCAAUAUUGGUAGAUUUAGAUGAUUUUAAACAAGUGUGGGGAUUGUUUCUUUCACAUUUGCAAGACUAUUGUUUACAUUCUAGUAAUGAAGUUGCGAUUGCUGCCGUUAAAUCUUAUCACACAAUUAUUCAAUUUCCUAAAGUUGAGUCUCAUACUGAUCAAUUAAAGAAGAGGAUUUUACCACACUGGCAAACAGCAUGGAUUGUUUGGGAAACAAUAGGUUUGGGCAUUAUAACGAUGUCAGACAGAAGAACUCAUAAUGUUGAUUUGGAUAAUGGAAGUUUAUCAUUGUCUGAAACGUUAGAAUCACCUAUCUCAUCGCAGUUUACCCAAGAUACUCUCACUGCCUAUGUUAGUGCUUUUGGAGAUCUUUAUAAUGUUAUUAAUCUUGAUUUUGGGAUCGACGAAAUUAAAAGAUUUUUGAAGGUCAUUUAUGGAGUAUUAACCUAUCCGAAUAGUCCGUCGUAUAGACCAGAUUAUGAUUAUCUCACUCCUUUACAAGAAGCUGUAUUGAAUGUUGUAGGACAAAUUGACUUAAAUGUAUCGGGCGCUCCCGCAAUAGUUUUAAGUGAUUUUGCAGAUUAUAUUACUUUGGCUUUCACAAAUCAAUAUCAGAUUGAAGAAGCACCUGAAAUUCCAAAGAAAAAGAAAGAACAGAUAUCCACAAAGGGUGCUAAAGUGUCAAAUAAAGAAAGCGUAUCAUCUAAAAAAUCCCCAACAGUUACCUAUAUUGUUUUUUCAAAGACUGCUAUGCGUACAGUAAAUGAUUUGUUUAAAAAGUUUGUGAAAGAUCAAGGCAUUUACGCGGAAGGUGUUUUUAAGAAAAUAAUUUGGGCAUACGGUAUACCUAUGAAAAUGAAAUAUGACUGUCCACCAUCUGGAAAGCACGUAAACGACAUCGAACUUUGGAAAAUCGCUGCUAACGCGUUUUUAGAUGUUGUAAAAGAAGGUUUGAUUGCAUUGGAAAGUUUUGGCGAAGAGGGAUCACAAUUAUAUUCCACUGAUAUUGAAAGACAAGAAGCAGCCAACGGACAUCUAAAUAAAAUUUCGACAAC